GCAAUAUAUGAUCCUACACCAACGAAACAUGCUACCUUUCCUCUCAAAGAAUAUGAAAGCAUUCAAGUAAAACCUGUUGAUGGAAAUAAGCAUUAGACACUUCCAGAAUCCAUUGGAAAGCCAUUGGAACUUAAAAGCAGGAAGCUCUGUCAUCUUCAAUAUCAAUCACCUCUGUACUUGAGAGGAACGAUUGCAGAGAGGAAAAAUACCGAUAGAAGAACACAGAUUGAACCAUAAAUGUCUGCAAGAAGCAGAACCAUCAAGCUAUUUUGUCCCUCUUUGUCGAAGCUGAUUCCUUUGGUGGCUGUGGAAGAGCAACGGCUCGACCUCGGCUCUAUUGCCCGGACUUUUGGGCUUGACCCGGCAUCGUUGAAGCUUAAUGGUCACUUCGUCAGUAGAGGUGUCGAUCUUAUCUCCUCGUCUGUCACUUGGAAGUCCCUGCUUUCCUUCUUCUCUUCUCGAGGUUUGUCUACUGGAGCCAACGAUGCCGAUGCUCUCAUCGUCGAUGGCAAACUCUGUAAGGCCGGAACCAAAAUGCAAAUUUCGAGAGCAGAAGCAAGAGCGGCCGCGGCCGCAGCUGAGAGGCAGGCCCAGCUGAAGGAGGCCAGGGCCCGAGACGUCCAGCAGAAGCAUCCGAAAGGUAAGAAAAGAGGGGCUUCGACUUCCCAAGCCCUCCCAAGGAAGAAACCUAGAUCCGAAGGCCCUACCAUCGAGGUAGUUCGGACGCUUGAGUCCCCAUGCCGCGGCGCAUCUCCUCCGAGGGCCUCUUCCCUUGGUGCCGACUUCCGAAGUCCGAGGGGCAGUUAUUCUCGGGCCAAAGUUGGGUUCGUCCCUCGGUGGUCCAUUAAGGAGGGCGAGACACUGACCAUCGGGCGGGUUGCCCGAGAGCUCGUCCAGAAGGGGAGCCUGCCAGGAGACGCGGCCGAGGCCCAAAGCCAAGGGACCAAGGCAAUGAUAACAAGCACUUGCGUGUUUAUGGCAGCGGCUCAGACCCAAGUCGGCCAACUGACUAUCCGGACCGAAGCCCUGGCCAGGGACCUCAGGAGUCUGGGCAUGAAAAGUCGGCCCUCAACAAGGAGCACACAGUCCUCCUUAAGAAAGUGGAGCAUUUGGAGGCCGACUUCAUCCGCGCACAACAGGAGAGCGAUCGGAAGCUCCGCGAGCUGGAGGCGCAGAUGGUCACGAAGUUGAGGGAGGCCGAAACCCGAGCCAUCGAGAGCUAUAAGUCCUCUGAGGACUUUAGGGAGGUGGUAAAGUGUGCCAUCGCCCCCGGAUUCAUCAUGGGUGCCACCGAUGUUCGAGACUGGGUCCUUAAACAUCAUCCCGAGGUGUCCUUCGAGGGGAGUGGCCUUAUCUUCGAGGACACCGAUGCAACUCCUACCACCACUGAUGUCGUAGAUGGCGAGGACAACGACAGUGAGGGAGAGGGGGCCCAUGCUUCUCAUGAGGUCCCUCUUACUCUUGGGAGAGGAGACUCCGAUGUAGACGCUGCCGACAAUGCCGGGGGCUAGGCCAUCCCUCUAGUAGACGCUCCAUGAGGCCAUUUUGUAACUUAGCCUUUGUUUUUUUUUUUUUGUAAUUUUGUCCUUCGGGCUUCAUGUAAUUUUGGCCUUCGGGCUUCAUGAAUGAAAUGCUUCCUCUUUUUUA
Macadamia integrifolia is the source of this 1647-nucleotide messenger RNA. RefSeq lists its product as uncharacterized. NCBI's taxonomy places the organism in Eukaryota, Viridiplantae, Streptophyta, Magnoliopsida, Proteales, Proteaceae. The coding region runs from base 238 to 1191 and encodes 317 amino acids. The record is from RefSeq and is a predicted model, not a curated record. The transcript is spliced from 3 exons.